Molecule: messenger RNA, 538 nt
Organism: Cuscuta epithymum
Lineage: Eukaryota; Viridiplantae; Streptophyta; Magnoliopsida; Solanales; Convolvulaceae
Source: the annotation of a GenBank genome assembly
UAUCAAGAUAUAUUGAUAUAUAGUAAGCUAGUAAGCUUACUAGAGGACUACUGUAGUAAUAAUGAUUUGAGCAUUGUUGGUUACUUUCACGCCAAUGAGCGCUUUGAUGAUGCCAAACUUGGAACUGUCCCAAAGAAUAUUGUUGAUCACAUCCACCAAUAUUUUCCUCAGGCUGCUUUGCUUCUGUUAGAUGCCAAGAAGCUCGAAGCUUUACUCAAGGGUAAAGAUAGGAGUCCUAUGAUGCAGCUUUAUACAAAAGACGCCUCCAGGACCUGGAAACUUGUAGGAUCUGAUGGAAAAAGUCAAUUUACUUUCAAGGAGCCUAUAACAAACACAGUUCUUUUGGAUUGUAUUUCAUCAGAGAAAUGGAAAGGAAUAAUAGAUUUUGAUGACCACCUCGAUGAUAUUAGCAAGGACUGGCUCAAUAAGGAUCUCUUUAAAUGAUAUUUAUCUUCUUGGAAAGAGCAUUGUAUUUACAUGAGGUUGGUUUAUUUGCAAUCUGUGCCCUUAUUAAGAAACAAUUUGGUAUGAUCGGCCA